Vicia faba (fava bean) is the source of this 900-nucleotide messenger RNA. The record is from the annotation of a GenBank genome assembly. NCBI's taxonomy places the organism in Eukaryota, Viridiplantae, Streptophyta, Magnoliopsida, Fabales, Fabaceae.
AUGUCAAAGUUUGGAACCUCGUUAUUGGUGCCUUCUGUCCAAGAGCUUGCGAAGAGUCCUAACUUACAAGUCCCACAACAAUAUCUUCAUCCAAAUCAAGACCCUAUUGAUGUAUCAAAUAUAACUUCUUUGGAACAAGUUCCAGUCAUUGAGCUAAGUAAAUUGUUGUCUGAAGAUGCAACUGAGCUAGAGAAGCUAGAUCAUGCAUGUAGACAAUGGGGUUUCUUCCAGCUGAUUAAUCAUGGAGUCGAUCCCUCCUUGGUGGAAAAUGUGAAGAUAGGCGUUCAAAAGUUCCUAAGUAUACCGGUGGAAGAGAAGAAGAAAUUUCAGCAAACCCCGGAAGAUAUGGAAGGGUUUGGUCAAAUGUUUGUUGUAUCUGAGAAUCAGAAGUUAGAAUGGGCUGAUUUAUUUUUCACUACAACUCUUCCUUCCUAUGCAAGGAAUCCCCGCAUAUUUCCAAAUAUUCCCCAGCCAUUAAGAGAAAACUUAGAAACCUAUUGUUUAGAACUGAAGAAAGUUUGCAUCGCAAUCAUCAAACAUGUGGAAAAAGCUCUUAAAGUUGAACCAAACGAAAUGCUGGAGGUAUUUGAUGAUAUAACUCAAUCAAUGAGAAUGAAUUUCUACCCUCCUUGUCCCCAACCAGAAAAUGUUAUUGGACUGAAUCCUCAUUCUGAUGCGGCGGCUUUAACCAUCCUUCUCCAAGCCACUGACGUUGAAGGCCUGCAAAUAAGAAAAGAUGGACAAUGGAUUCCUAUUAAACCACUCACCGACGCUUUUGUCAUAAACGUUGGAGACAUUUUAGAGAUACUAACCAAUGGAAUUUAUCGGAGUGUUGAACAUCGAGCAACAAGGAAAUCAUGCCUUGAUCUUAUGAGAAUCCAAAAUGAGAAUAGUAAGUGA